AUGACAAGUCCCGAUCCCCACGAUAUUGCCGGCGCAUACGCACAGCUAACAGAGGCAGAGAAGGCUGCCUCUCAAAUGGAGUCCAUGUUGGACGCCAUUGAGACCAAAAUGGCACGUCUUGAACAGCUUGCGGUCGAGGGAGACGUCUCUACCGAGACAGUUCAAGCGGCAAGAGAAUUGGAAACCUUGGAUAGAGAGCUUGACCAGCUCCAAGACGACGUUCACAGGGUGAACAUGGAGACAGGACUGUAG
This is a messenger RNA of Pichia kudriavzevii, 252 nucleotides long. RefSeq lists its product as uncharacterized. Lineage: Eukaryota; Fungi; Ascomycota; Pichiomycetes; Pichiales; Pichiaceae. The transcript has a single exon. The record is from RefSeq and is a predicted model, not a curated record. The coding region runs from base 1 to 252 and encodes 83 amino acids.